Molecule: messenger RNA, 738 nt
Organism: Bipolaris zeicola 26-R-13
Lineage: Eukaryota; Fungi; Ascomycota; Dothideomycetes; Pleosporales; Pleosporaceae
Exons: 3
Coding region: 1-738 (245 amino acids)
Biological process (GO): nuclear-transcribed mRNA catabolic process, RNase MRP-dependent; tRNA processing; intronic box C/D snoRNA processing
Cellular component (GO): nucleolar ribonuclease P complex; ribonuclease MRP complex; cytosol
Molecular function (GO): ribonuclease MRP activity
Source: RefSeq, a predicted model, not a curated record
AUGGCGCCCGUUGCAAAAAAAAACACCAAGCCCGUCUUCAAAACGGCGUCGCCUUUUACAGAGACUCAAUGGCCAGAGCUAUCGCACGACGAUGAACUGGUCGUCCUAGAAAUGCUGUCCAACCUCAUCGCGCCGCUAGGCGACUACCGCAGAACCCACAUGCACCCAUCCAAAGGCAAGAAGCGAAAGCGCGCCACCACCAAACCGGAUCAAGAUGACUCCACCACCGAGACCCCACCGCCUCCACCACCCAUAGGCAACCACCUACUCAUUGGCCUCAACAGCGUCACCCGUCACCUCGAGGCCCUGGCAGCAAAGACGGCGCCCUCGACGACACUCGUCGCUUCUGCCGAACAGCAUGUCCCUGGCGACGACUUGCGGCCUCUGAGCAUGGUUAUACUCACCCACCCAAAACCAUCUCUCUCACCAGCUCAUGCCCAUCUCCCUACCUUGGUUCAUCUAAGCGCCCUCUCAUCACCCUCUACUAUGCCAGAUGCCCCACUGACAGCAACCCGCCUAGUCCCUCUGCCCACAUCGGCAGAAAGCCGACUUGCCUCCAGCCUGCAUAUCCCCCGCGUUGGUGCCCUGGCUGUAUAUGCAGACGCACCUGGAGCCAGGAUGCUGGAGGAUUAUGUUCGCGAGCACAUUGGCGUGACGGAAUGCAAGUGGGUCCCAGAGGCCUUGAGUGCAGAAUGGCGGGGGAUGAAAGUGAGCCAGGAAGUACCACGCGCAAAGUAA